UGGCCAAGCAAGACCAACAUUGCAUGCAACGCUUAUGCAGAGGAUGACAGACGUUUUGUCUAGAAUGCUAAAUGAUCCGGGCACUAGAGCCACAGUUCAAAGAACAACUUCAGAAUCUGAGGUACAGAACCCUUCAGAAUCUCCCUCAGAAAAUGUAAGAGAUGGAGAGGAAGCUGCAGAUGCAGUACAACAUUCAGUAAGUAAUGUGAAUGAGCCAUCACCUUUAUCUUCUUUGGAAGCCCCAAGUUCAAGUAUUCAGCCAACCAUGACACAGUCUCCAGGAACAUCAGAGGAUAAUGCUGCUCCAGAGAGUAUGAAUGAUCAGUGUUUUGAAAAUGAAGAAGCGGGAGAAAGACUAGAACAAAGUGCCACACAUAGUUUGCCAGAAACUCAGCAAGACCCUCAAGAAACAGAACAAGCAAUAACUACCCAAGAGACAGAUGAAACACCGCUUGAAGAAGAGGAGGAGGAGGACGCACACAUGAAAGACUCUCAGAGAGCUACAUUAUCAGGUCUCCGACACAGGCUAUCAUCACUGAGACAAGGGUUUGUAGAAAAACAUCAGGUAGAACCAUCAAUCAGCCUCUCAUAUUCUGGCCAAGGAGUUAGCAGCGGCAUGAUUAGCUUUGGUGUUGGGGAUGAAGUCACUCGUAGCAGCACACCCAAUCAGUCAGAACAGGACAUCGGUCCAAGUUUGACAGUGCCAAGUACAAGUGGAACCACUUGCUCAGAGGCUCCAAACUCUGAAGAAACCUCUCAGUCCCAGGAAGCACCAAAACACAAACCUGAAAGAGGUGAACAGCCCUGCUGCUCAUCCACUUCAUCCUCCUUAGCAUCAUCGUCGUCUUCAUUGCAUCAGCCCCAACCAGUUAGAGCUCAUACGUUAACAACUUCGAGUUCUAGUCCUGCCAUCUGUGAUAUGGAAGUAGGAGCAUCAUCUAGUCAAGAAGGGAGAGAUAGUUUGGGUCCUGAGGCUGUGACGGCAGGAUCAUCAAACCGUGGGGCAGUUGCCAGUGAGAUAAACCUGGGACACACU
Messenger RNA from Penaeus indicus, 1036 nucleotides. RefSeq lists its product as uncharacterized. The annotation marks the transcript as partial. The transcript has 2 exons. The record is from RefSeq and is a predicted model, not a curated record. Lineage: Eukaryota; Metazoa; Arthropoda; Malacostraca; Decapoda; Penaeidae.